AUGUUGAAUGAUAUCAAGAAGCCCAAGACUAGAACCCUGUCCUUCGCAGCCGGCCUCGCGCCGCUGCUGGUGGAGAGCGAGGAACCCGCCUGCGCAAAAGGCGUGUUCAGGACCAGCGCGCUCAUCGCCGCGACGCCUCACAGCCCCACUGACCAGAAGCGCAACACUGACUGCUCCGCAGGCAGGAGCGGCGGUGGCGGCAGCGGUGGUGGGGAGGGCUGCGGCGGCAUCCCGCCGCCCCCCGUGCUGCGGUUUGAGUCGUGGCGCCAUGAGCGGGGCCGGCGGGUCGGGCUGGCGCUGCACUUCCACGUCGCCACCUCCGAGUUGGCUGUCCGCAGCGACGAUGGUUUGGAAGUGACGGUGGUGGUGUACGGCGCGAGUGGCCACGAGCUGGAGGCGCAUGAUCUGCACGUGGGCGCCGCGCUGCGCGUGCUGGGCUGCCCCAUCACGCUGCGCAAGGCCGACCCCCGGACUGCAGAGUGGCUCGAAGCCGAGGCGGCGCUGCUGCGGGGCCACAAGCGGCGGUUGGAGGAGGCACUGUCGGCGUUUGCGCCCAUCGUAAGGGGCUGCGGCCUGGAGUGUGACAGCUGCGGCGGCCAGGGCCACGGCCACAGCGGCGGCGGCGGCUGUGCGCCCACGCACGCGCACGCGGGGCCGGGCGGGGCGGUCAACUUGAGGCGGCUGCGGGAUGACAUCGCCCUGCUGGCGGGGCGGCUGAGGCAGCACAAGUCCAAGGUCCCCCUGCCGCCUGAACUGCAAUCACUCGUCGGCGAGGUGGCGGCGGCGGUGGCCGCAGCGGCGGCCACAGCGGCAGCGGCAGAGGCAGCGGAGGCGGCACCAGAGGCGGCAGCGGAGACGGCAGUGGCGGCGGCGGCGCCGCCGCCGUGA
Monoraphidium neglectum is the source of this 888-nucleotide messenger RNA. RefSeq lists its product as hypothetical. The record is from RefSeq and is a predicted model, not a curated record. Lineage: Eukaryota; Viridiplantae; Chlorophyta; Chlorophyceae; Sphaeropleales; Selenastraceae. The transcript has 7 exons. The coding region runs from base 1 to 888 and encodes 295 amino acids.